AGGAGGAGGAGGAGGAGCGGUUUAGAUGUGAAAUAAAGAUCGCUUGAGAUCGACUGAAUAAAUAAAUAAGCGCACAGUUCACGCCGAUCGAGGGGAGAUACUGCGGGAGGAGAGCGAGAGACGGGGGCAUUGAUCCGAAACUGGAAUAUCGGGACAGAAGGCAAGCCUCAGAAAUGGCAUCUUCUCACAUUAAAGGGGAGGCGACUGAACUGGAACCUGUGUCCAUUAAAGGGGAGGCCCCUGAACUAGAACCUGUCUGCAUUAAAGGGGAGGCCCCUGAACUAGAACCUGUGUCCAUUAAAGGGGAGGCCCCUGAACUAGAACCUGUGUCCAUUAAAGGGGAGGCCCCUGAACUAGAACCUGUGUCCAUUAAAGGGGAGGCCCCUGAACUAGAACCUGUCUGCAUUAAAGGGGAGGCCCCUGAACUAGAACCUGUGUCCAUUAAAGGGGAGGCCCCUGAACUAGAACCUGUGUCCAUUAAAGGGGAGUCCCCUGAACUAGAACCUGUCUGCAUUAAAGGGGAGGCCCCUGAACUAGAACCUGUCUGCAUUAAAGGGGAGGCCCAUGAACUGGAACCUGUCCCAAUUAAAAGGGAGGCCCCUGAACUAGAACCUGUGUCCAUUAAAGGGGAGGCCCCUGAACUAGAACCUGUGUCCAUUAAAGGGGAGGCCCCUGAACUAGAACCUGUCCCAAUUAAAAGGGAGGCCCCUGAACUAGAACCUGUCUACAUUAAAGGGGAGGCCCCUGAACUGCUACCUGUUAAACCAGCAGUAUCUGAGAAUGAGGCUUUAUUAUAUGAAGCAGCGUUAGGGAAAAGACACCAGCGAAUUCACACAGGAGAGAAACCGUAUCGCUGCGCUGACUGUGGGAAGAGUUUCACUCAAUUUAGAGUUCUUAAAAGACACCAGCAGAUUCACACGGGAGAGAAACCGUAUCGCUGCGCUGACUGUGGGAAGAGUUUCACUCAAUUUAGAGUUCUUAAAAGACACCAGCAGAUUCACACGGGAGAGAAACCGUAUCGCUGUGCUGACUGUGGGAAGAGUUUCACUCAAUUUAGAGUUCUUAAAAGACACCAGCAGAUUCACACGGGAGAGAAACCGUAUCGCUGUGCUGACUGUGGGAAGAGUUUCACUCAAUUUAGAGUUCUUAAAAGACACCAGCAGAUUCACACGGGAGAGAAACCGUAUCGCUGUGCUGACUGUGGGAAGAGUUUCACUCAAUUUAGAGUUCUUAAAAGACACCAGCAGAUUCACACGGGAGAGAAACCGUAUCGCUGCGCUGACUGUGGGAAGAGUUUCACUCAAUUUAGAGUUCUUAAAAGACACCAGCAGAUUCACACGGGAGAGAAACCGUAUCGCUGCGCUGAGUGUGGGAAGAGUUUCACUCAAUUUAGAGUUCUUAAAAGACACCAGCAGAUUCACACAGGAGAGAAACCGUAUCGCUGCGCUGACUGUGGGAAGAGUUUCACUCAAUUACAAAGCCUGAAACUUCACCAGCGAAUCCACACAGGAGAGAAACCGCAUCGCUGUGCUGAGUGCGGGAAGAGCUUCACUCAAUUUGGAGUUCUUAAAAGACACGGUCUAGUUCACACAGGAGAGAAACCGUAUCGCUGCGCUGACUGUGGGAGCAACUUCACUCAGUCAGAACAUCUUAAAAGACACCAGCGAAUUCACACAGGCGAGAAACCGCACCGCUGUGAUCAAUGCGGGAAGAGCUUCCAUCACUUACAAAAUCUUCAAACGCACCAACAGAUUCACACAGGAGAGAAACCGUACCACUGCACUGAGUGUGGGAGAAGCUUCAGUCAGUUACAGUAUCUUAAAAGACACCAGAGAAUUCACACAGGAGAGAAACCGUAUGUCUGCGCUGACUGUGGGAGGAGCUUCAGACAGUUACAGUAUCUUAAAAGACACCAGAGAGUUCACACAGGAGAGAACUGAUACCCUUUAAGAAAUGUACAAUAUCUUAACAGAAUGAGAGGAAGUAACCAUGACGAUGUAGUGAAAGAGGAUAUUUAAAUAUCAGGAGAGAUUGUGGAAGUCAGGAAUGACGUGGCAGCAGCCCGUUCUGAAGUGAGGCAGCGGCGCUUCACGGGUCACUGCGAAGGGAUUCAGGACAUCCUCCCUUGCGAUUCACUCCCGGGGCGUGCGAUUCAGGUUCACUGACGACAUCUUCACAACGAGACCGGCUGAUUUAUCUAGAAGAACGUUCUGCUCUAGAUAUCCAGAGCACGGCAUUCUCAUCUGUGGACCAGACGCGGAAUCAGAAUACGAGAGAGAUUGAUAAUAAAUGAUUCCUCUCAGUAUUGGAGAAAUAAAUCAUUUGAUUCUGUCAAGGCGGGCGGCUGCAUGGAAACACAAGAAGCACCCAAACUCUGAAAACGGUAAAUCACACCGAAGGGCUCACAGAACCCCAUUAUUACAUUCGUUUCAGUUAGGAAGAUGAUAUCUAAAAUCUCUUGCAGUAUUUUUUCGUGCAUCCCCAGUUUCCGAUGAGCUGUCGUGGAGGUGUGAUAAAGGGGCUUAUCAUUUUCUGUUUGUUUUCCAUGUAAUUCAUUGAAUCGUCUUUCAUUAUU
This is a messenger RNA of Acipenser ruthenus (sterlet), 2575 nucleotides long. Its product is annotated as gastrula zinc finger protein XlCGF26.1-like. Lineage: Eukaryota; Metazoa; Chordata; Actinopteri; Acipenseriformes; Acipenseridae. Gene Ontology annotation, molecular function: RNA polymerase II cis-regulatory region sequence-specific DNA binding; DNA-binding transcription factor activity, RNA polymerase II-specific. Gene Ontology annotation, cellular component: transcription regulator complex; PcG protein complex. Gene Ontology annotation, biological process: regulation of transcription by RNA polymerase II. The record is from RefSeq and is a predicted model, not a curated record. The transcript is spliced from 2 exons. The coding region runs from base 174 to 1940 and encodes 588 amino acids.